Molecule: messenger RNA, 1950 nt
Organism: Meloidogyne enterolobii
Lineage: Eukaryota; Metazoa; Nematoda; Chromadorea; Rhabditida; Meloidogynidae
Source: the annotation of a GenBank genome assembly
AUGUUCAUCAUAGAACAACUCAAUAAUGAUGUUUGGGAGCUUCUGGAACCAAAAAACAUUCAUUCCCAAAUCUCACCAGACAUUCAUAAAUUACUAGUUGAUGAAAAAUGGCAGGAACGAAUGAAAGGAUUGGAACUUUUGUUUAAGCUUUUAAGUGAUUGUAAAAGAAUUGCGGAUGAUCCUGCGCAUAAACAAUUAAUUACUAGUCUUGGCAAGGUUCUUGCUUCGGAUUCAAAUAUUAAUUGUGCUUCUAUGUCUGCCAAAUGUUUAUGUUUAAUUGCUCAAGGACUUCGUUUUGGGUUCUCUCCUUACUCUGCCGGAUUGGCUCCAAUUUGUUUUGACAAAUUUAAAGAGAAAAGGGCAUCUUUGAAAGAGCCUCUUACUAUUUUAGUCGAUGCUCUUUUCUUUGCUUCUAAUAAGAACUUAUCAGCCUUGACUCAAACAAUUAUUGAAUUUGCAACAAAGCCCAACCCUAGCCAAAAAUCUCAAUUAGACUUGGCUCUCUACAGACUUUUUCGUUCUUUGCCGGCAAAAUAUUUACCUAAAGGAUUUGUUAAAGAAUUGGUGCCUGUUCUUUGCGAGCAUUGUUUGGGAUCUGACCCACAAGUUAGAGAUUCUUCUUGUGCUGCAUUGGGAGCUUUGCAAAAAUGUGUCGGAGAACAAGUUGUUGCAUCUUUUAUGACUCAAAAUGUUGCUAAUGAUGAAAGGAAAAUGAUUAAAAUCAGAGAAUCCAAGGUUAAAGCUGAAGAGGAGGAUGCAGAAUUGAGAAAAAAGGCUCCAUUACUCACUUCCAGCAAUGAAAAUAUUCAAAUUAAAUCGGGACAUUCAUCAACUGAACAACUCAAUGGCAAAGAAAAUGAUGUUUGGGAGCUUCUGGAACCAAAGGACAUUCAUUCCCAAAUCUCACCAGACAUUCAUAAAUUACUAGUUGAUGAAAAAUGGCAAGAACGCAUGAAAGGAUUGGAACUUUUGUUUAAGCUUUUAAGUGAUUGUAAAAGAAUUGCGGAUGAUCCUGCGCAUAAACAAUUAAUUGCUAGUCUUGGCAAGGUUCUUGCUUCGGAUUCAAAUAUUAAUUGUGCUUCUAUGUCCGCCAAAUGUUUAUGUUUAAUUGCUCAAGGACUUCGUUUUGGGUUCUCUCCUUACUCUGCCGGAUUGUCUCCAAUUUGUUUUGACAAAUUUAAAGAGAAAAAGGCAACUUUGAAAGAGCCACUUUCUAUUUUAGUUGAUGCUCUUUUCUUUUCUUCGAUAAAGAAUUUACAUUUAAUCACGCCAUUUAUUAUUGAAUUUGCAACAAAGCCCAACCCUAGCCAAAAAUCUCAAUUAGACUUGGCUCUCUACAGACUUUUUCGUUCUUUACCGGCAAAAUAUUUACCUAAAGGAUUUGUUAAAGAAUUGGUGCCUAUUCUUUGCGAGCAUUGUUCGGGAUCUGACCCACAAGUUAGAGAUUCUUCUUGUGCUGCAUUGGGAGCUUUGCAAAAAUGUGCCGGAGAACAAGUUGUUGUAACUUUUUUGACUCAAAAUGUUGCUACCGAUGAAAGGAAAAUGACCAAAAUUCGUGAAUAUUAUCAGAAAGUCAAAGACAUUCCUAAUUUUCAUUUGCCUGCUUCUAACGCGACGAAUAAAGAUUCAGAACAUUUUGUAUCUUCAGAAGCAUUAAUUUGUUCAAAUAAAUCUUCAAUUAAAGACAAAACCCUUACAAUGAAUCAAAAUGUUACCAAAAACAACAAAAAUGGUCGUCCAUCGACAACCUCUUUAACUCAAAGAACUCCUUCAUCUAUUAAUUCAUCUACAAUUAAACCAACUACGUCAAUAUCUCGUCAAGUUCUGUUUCGUCCUGUUACAGCUAAUCCGCCUCAAAUGACACCAACAACCAAACGGACAAUGUGUUUUGCAUAUCCAAACACGCCUUCAGGUUCAAGAAUUCCAAGAAUUACAAAUUUAAAAAAGUGA